AUGGAUGCCCUAUCUCGUGUGAUCCCAUAUGAAGGGCCCUAUGCUGACUUCUCCGUCAAGGAGGUCUGUGCUGGCAUUGGCGGUAUCGGCACUGGUGCCCGUGCACUUGGUGCUCAGGUGGUUGCAGUCCUUGACUGCAAUGAGCUUGCUUGCUCCCACCUUAUCCUCAACUUGGACGGCAAUAGCAGUGCUCUUUGUCGAGAUCUUUGUGAUGAUUCGGCAAAAGGAGAUUUACACAUUGCUGGCGGCCGAUCGGCAUCCAUUUUGACGGCUGGCUUCCCGUGCCAACCACAUUCCACACAAGGAAGUAGGGGAGGCUUCAGGGAUCCACGUCACAAGGUUUUCAUUGAAGUUCUCAGAACGGCCUAUCUUCACAUGGUAGAUUGUCUUGUUCUUGAGUGUACCCCACAAGCUCAGUACGAUCAUGGGGUUCGGACCGGACUUGACUUGUUAGCUGAAGUGAUGGGGUGGCAGAUUCAUGAAACCACACUUGUUUUGUCACAUCAGUGGCCUUGCCGUCGUCACCGUUGGUGGGCCAUUCUGUGCCCAGCCGAUUGGCACACUACGACACUGACAAAAUGGCCAGAAGAUCGCAGCCAUCAACAGGUUGGCACUGUGGUGACCCGCUGGCGUUGUUGGCCGGAAUCCCAUGAGUAUGACUUGCAGCUUACUGAGACUGAGUAUGCGGCGUACAACUCUCCGCAUUUUGGCGAUGAUCAGCGGUUGCUCACUGCUGCAGACAUGGCGCCCACCUUUUUGCAUUCCUACGGGUGCGCACUUCAGGCGUGCCCUUGUCAGUGCCGUGACAUGGCCUUCUCGGAGGAGACAUUGCGCACUCGAGGUCUUCGUGGCUGCUAUGUGAUUUCACAGUUUUUGGCCACACCAAGAUUCUUGCACCCCAUGGAGUUGGCGGCAUUGCUGGGAUUUCCAGCCACCAUGAGCCAUCUUUCCUCCAUGAGGGGCAUGUUGUGCCUGUUGGGGGCAGUGGCCUCACCACUACAAUCAUUGUGGGUUUUUGCUUGUCUUCGUUCAAUGAUGCAUGGCUCCAAUGCGGCGGACACUCAAGCUUUUGCCCUGCAGGCGCUGCAGGAGUACAAGAUCCACUUGCUGCAGGGCUAUGAUCAUUUGUGGGGCUCCACCUCGGCAGUGCCGAGACCUUUGCGGUUGUGCACAUCUGACCAGGUGGAUAUCAUCAUCAUGGUUUGCGGCUUGGUCACUGUGGCUGAGAUCCUCUCUGCAGAUGCCUUCGCUCAUGCCCCUGGGGCGCAACAGAGUCUUUGUGAUGGCUCACGCUCUUUGCCCCCAGGCCAAUUCUUGUUGCAGCAUGGUGCUCAUGGACCUUACCACUUGCGCAUGAUUCACCCUGGACAAGCCGUGACACCGGCACAGGUUGUGGUGGGCAUUGAGCAUGCUUCUCAUUUGCAUGUGACAUUUUUACCUCUUGGUGGAUUUCUUUUUGAGGCUUUGCAGAGCUGUGGCAUUUCAGCCGUCCAGUACCUUUUUGAUCGACUGGGUCAUUGCUAUGGAUUGGAUUAUCGGGUGCAAGGUAGUCUUCGCCUGACCACUCAGCCACAUCCUGAUGAUGGGACCACGAUGGCAUAUGGACUUUCAUGGCCGGCAGCACUUGGCCUCAAUGCGGAGAUGGUUUGGUUCUACAUGAACAGCCUACUUGCUCGGCAUGUAGGGUUGACCAAGUCUUGGUUGGUGCUUCCACCACUUUGUGCCAGUUCUUCUCAACAGUUUCCAUUUUUGCAUCAGCACUGCUCGAUGGAAUUCUUUGCUUUGCCUUGUCCCACAUUGGUAUUGUGCAUUUGCGCUGUCGAUCAGCACUGGAUUCUUUUGACUGGACUUUGGCAUGGCUCCGGCCGCAUUUGGACUUGCUUUGAUGGACUUCAGCCUCUUGCCGGCUCGGCCAUGGUGAAUUGGGUGAGAUCUUUUGCCCGUUCACUGGCGAUGACUUUGCAAGAAUCAUUUGAGGGCCUUCGGUGUGCUUCUUGGAUUUGCCAAUUUCAUUCACACACCUGUGGUUCAGUUGCUCUUGGUCACUUGCUUUGUUUGCUUGGCUGGGUGGGCAUUUGGACGCCCCAAUUGGAAUUGGCCUUUCAUCAAAGCCUUCUUGAUCAACAAGCUGGGGGCUCCUUCAUGGCUUUUGGGCGAUCAGCAUCCGAACUUGUCGAACAACUGGCUACUCUACUUCUUGACAAGGGAGUUCCAGAUGCGGACGUUCAACAACGGGCGCAGGAUGUGUUGCAGACCUUGGGUCAUGCGGCCGUGACUGAAGCUCUCGGCACCUCUAAUCCAUGGGCAACCCUCAAAGGUUUGGCAUCUCGCCCUUCUACCAGAAUGCGAUUGGUGAAAGAACAUGAACUCAGAGCUCAUAUCAAUCAACAGGCCACCAAGAAACAUGGGGCUCACAUCCCACGGGCGAAGCAAAAGAAGCAGACCUCGCAGUCUUCAUCACUUCCACCAGUGGAUCCUGGAACACUUCAAUUGGUUCCCAAUACUUUCGUGGAUGAUGAUGGGGAUGCCAUACCUCAAAUACCCUUCCAUGAGGUCAGCAAGGAUGCGCAUGGCAUUGCUUUUUGCACACAUCGGCAAGCACAGCCCUUCAUUGAUGCCCAGGACAACAUUAGCUCCACCACCUUGGGUUUGCUCAUCACCACUGAGGUUCCCCUGUCCAUUGGGCAAAUGACCAAUUUGACUUCAAUGCGCUUUCCUGCACUAUGCUUGGCCACCGAUGAGCCAUUGCUGAUCCAGGGGUCGCUGCUUACUUUGAGUGAUGGUGCAAUUCAUCGACAUGAGGUUGACACUCCUGAAUUGUCAGUGUACAGCACGGACAUUGUGAAGGUUCAGAUCCACAAGGAUGAGAUCAACAUGGAUUGGCAGCAGGUGGUUCGGGGACCCAUUCGUGCGCUUUUGCAACUCUCCCCUUUGUUUCGCCUAUGUUCUGGAAAACAAUGUGGGGCAGAUUGCCCCCUGUAUCAUCCGCCAUUGGAUGAAGAGUUGCCUGGCUUGAUCUUGGACAUUUGGGCUCGCAACUUCUGCAACCUCAACGGCAAGACCACGAAGGCGGACCUUGCUGCCUAUUUUCAGGUGCUUCUCCGUAUCCCAUCUGUGGCUUUGGAUCAUGUCCUGCGCAUCAAUGUCCCCGGAGUUUACGUUGAGCCUAGAGCAUCGCAGGAGCGGGGUCCUCAUCCGGACUACUGCGUCAUUUGGCUCCCUGGACUUUCAUUGGAGCAGGCCAUGCACAAGCUUCGAACUUGUGAUCAUGGACUUUCUUUGGCCAAAAUGAAUCAUCGCUAUGGAGUUCGGGUGCGAGCACUUCAUGAGCAAGCCACCCAUCAAGCACUCCGUCCUGAUGAGGAGUACGUGGCGGUCCAGAUCAAGCAGGUCUACACCAUUUUCCCCUUGCCACAUGGACUUUCCAGACAGCAAGUCAGCAAGUUACUGACGGCAUGGGGUUGGCGGGCCAAACCGCUGCAAACCACCAAAGGCACCAAUCAAGGACAGGGUUGGUCAGUGGGCUCGGACAAUCCUCCUCCGAGCAAAGUUAUGCGGGGCUUUGACCGGGAUCUUUUGAUCACGCUGCAGAAAGAUACUUCAUCUUCAUCUUCCACUGCUUCAGUGGUGGCCUCGCAGCGAACCAAACGUUUUUUGAAGGAAGGGGCUCUUCAGUCCACCAAUGAGGAUCCGUGGCACAAUGGCGCGGAUCCAUGGGCUAAUCAUAGACCCACUACGGCUGCCACUCCUUCGACUUCGGCACCAGCGCGUCGUUUGGAACAGUUGCAGGCAGCGAUUCGUGAAGAAGUUCAACAGCAAGUCCAGCAAGCUCCUCCUGGCCUUUCACCCAGCCUCACCCCGCCAGACUCGGUCAUCCAGCAGCUCCAAGUGAACAUCACUGAACUGCAAGCUCAAGGUGGUCAAUUCCAACAAUGGUUCCAUGAAGCUGGACAGCGUAUGAGUGCCAAUGAACAACAGCUCCAGCAUCUUCACACGGUUGUCGAACAACAAGGACAACAUGUUGCCAAACAGAUUGAUAUGAUCCAGCAGGAAGUCGACAACAAGACUCAAAUCCUGCAAAGCUCCCUGCAGGGAUCUUUGGCCGCGAUGCAACGAGACUUUGAUGUAUCCUUGGACACCAAGCUCUCCAAUCGAUUCGAUCGUAUUGAAUCGAUGUUGGCCAAGAAGCGAGCCUUCUUUCCUUGGUUGCUUUGGAUUUGUCUCUUCAUGCCCUGGGCAUGGGCCAAUGGAUUGCAAUUCUCUCACGUGCCGGACACUUGGACUUUCUCUUCUACAGCUGCGAUGGACUUCGACACAGCUGGUCCGGGCACUCGCCGCAGUUCCUCCUGCAACUACUGGUCCCAGCUUGGAUUUUCAGCUGGUGGAUUUCGUUUUGGUGAAGCUGAGCACCCGGGCCCUGGUGGUGCUCCGGAUGGCAGCACUUUGGGGUCCCCUGACUCCCUGGAUUUUCAGCGCCUGCGGGUUGGAACUUGGUCUGGGGUGGGGGCCAUUUCCGACUUUCCUUCUCAAGAACUUUCUGUUCCUUGGCCAGAUGGAGAAAGAGAUGCUGGAAGGGUCAUGCUUUCACGGCAUUUUGUUGGUCCCACGCCAUUUACUGUGGCUUCCAUUUAUGGAUUUCCUGCGGGUCCCACCUGGCCUCGUAACCGUAGUCUGACUGAGCAACUGCUCACUACGGUGACCAAAGAAGUGGUGCUCGGCACCAGUGGCUGCCGCAUCAUCCAAGGGGAUUUCAACCAACCUGCGGAUGGGCUUGAUGCCUUUCAGAUCUGGCGACACUAUGGCUGGGUGGAGGCACAAUGUUUGGCAAAGGAUCUGUGGGGGCGUCACAUCGAAGCCACGUGCAAGAAUGCCUCCACGGUGGAUCUGAUGUGGCUCUCUCCGGAAGCGGCAAUGCUUUGUGUUCAAGUGGGCACCAUGGAUGUUUUUGCGGACCACCUUACGGUCUAUCUUGAUUUUCAGCUUCCUUUGCGGGCCAUGACAAUCACCCGCUGGCCUUUGCCUUCCAUCAUUGAUUGGACCCAGGUGGACAUGGAUCGCUGGCAACAUACUUGCGCUGCUGAUCAUGGUCCUCGUUUUGCUGGGGGUGAUCCUGAUGUUUUUUUGGCACAAUGGGCGCAUCAUUGGGAAUCCACUCUUCAUGGUGCCAUUCAAGAUCAACCAGAUGGCCGAUUGCCUUCUCGUUGUGCUGGCCGCGCUCAACGGACCAAGCCCUGUCGAUCACCUCUACUUCCUCCAACCGCCAAACCCUCGCGGCAGGGAGAAGUUUACCUGCACAACAAUCUGGUUUCCAUGGCAGUGCAUAAGUGGUUCAAACAGUUGAGACGCUUGCAGAGCUACAAACAUGCCGCCAUUGCCAAUAAGCAGACCUUGGAUGCGGAAUGCUACCGACUUCACCUUUGGCAUGCUAUCAAACGAGCUUCUGGCUUUAGCUCAACUUUUGCUCAGUGGUGGAACAAUCGUCACCACAAGACGCCUGCGGCCCCAUCCCAAUUGCCACUUGCUCCACCAUCGGGGCUUGUUGCGGAUGCGAUUUUCUUGGACUUCAAGUUGAACUUUGAGCGUUUCGAGCGAUGGCAUUGCCGACAGAAGGGCAAGCUGCUGCAGGCAAAGUAUGACCAGACUUGCAAAGCGCUCUUUAGAGAUCUUCGGGAUCCUGGACGAGGGCAACUGGACUUUUUGUGGGAUACCACUUGUUUUGCGGUGCUUGACUUCAGCUUAGAAUCCAAGCAGAUCCAUCUAGAUCAUCCAUGCACCUCGGGUUCAUCUUGCAGAUGGUUUCUCAAUGGCACGCAGCUGCAGGUGUUGGACGCUGAUGGGGAUUUGCUCACUUUGGAAUCCAUCCCUGGCACUUUGGAGGUUGGUGAUGAACUACAGCAGGUUCGGUUUUUCACCUCCUUGGGUGAGAUCCACCAAGCGAUGUUGGAGCUUUGGCGCCCGAGAUGGCAGAAGGCGUCACAGAUUGGGACGGCGGACUGGAAUCGAAUUUUGGGCUUCAUUCAGGCAUUCAUGCCUACACUGCAGUUCCCUGAUCCACCGCUGGCUAUUUCUGCCUGGAAAACUAUGCUGCGAAGAUUUCCUCCUCGAGCUGCACGAGGGGUGGACGGCAUUGCUGUGGCGGAUCUGGCUCAUCUUCCAGAUUCCAUCACCCAGAACCUCUUGGAUUUUUUGGGGCAGAUCGAUGGCAGUGCUUGCAAGUGGCCUUCUCAACUUUUGUUUGGCAAAGUUCUGGGUUUGGCGAAACAGGAACAUUCACAUCUUCCUGCCCACUAUCGACCGGUGGUGUUGAUGAAAUCACGGAUGGUUUCCUUGGACAAGAAGUGGGCUCGUUUGAAGCGCAGUCGGGCUCCACUUUAUCAGAAGAUCCUAGUUUUGCCAGCUUCGUUUUGGGCGGCAGCGCUUCAUGGUGCUGUGAUUUGCCCUUUGCCAGAUGGUCAUUUACAUGCUCUUCGAAAAGCUGCCCAUCGUGCGUUGCAUUUGAAUCAAGCAGGCGCCAAUGCUUUGCUUCGUUUCUCUUUGCAGCCCAAUAUGAUGGCGGAUCCGGGCUUCUAUUACGUUGUCAUGGUCAUGAGCACAUUCCAAAGGGUGUGCCGUCGCUCGGCCUCACUUUUGGAUCUCUGGCGAUGGUGGACUCAAUCUUUUGCUGGCGACCUUCAACAAGGCCCAUUCAGCGUGCUGAUGCAGACUCUGAACAGUGUUGGCUGGGCUGUCCUUGAGCCUCCUUUGGUACAAGACCAUUUGGGUGAUGUGCAUGACUUCAUGCUUCUGGAUGGCUCACUCAUGCGAAAGAUGCUGCAAGAUGCCUGGUUGUUGCGGGUUUCUCAACAAGUUCGACAUCGUCCCACGAUGCAACAGCUGACCGGCAUCGACCGCUAUAUCACCGUUGAGAGUAAUGGCGGUCUCACUGCACAUCAGACUUCGCUGCAAUCUGCCCUUCAGAGCGGUGCGUUUAUUGACUCUUGGGUUCAUAGCAAAUAUGAUAUGACUAAACAGGGUCAUUGUCAGUUGUGUGGGUGUCCUAAUACUCAUAGCCAUCUUUUGGUUUGUCCCAAAUAUUCCAGUUUACGGGCUAAGUUUUCUUUGACCAGCGCUGAUUUGCUCUCCUGGCCUCAAUGUUUUUCACUGCAUUUGCUCUGUCCACGUUCACCUUUCGUGGAUGAUUUGCGAGCCUAUUUCUUGCAGUUGCCAGACACCACGGCACUCUUUGAGAGCAUCCCAACCGGUGAAGAAAUGGAGCAUUUGUUUACUGAUGGCUCAUGCUUUGCUGAUGGCAGAUGGGAAGUUCAUUGCGCGUCAUGGGCUGUCUUCAAUGCCAAUAGCCAACAGGCGGUGGCCACAGGAUGGGUUCCAGGACUGGCGCAAACAAUUGGUCGAGGAGAACUGAUGGCCUUGGUGGCGGCGCUCCGUUGGGCACUUCGACAUGCUGUGCGCACGCACAUUUGGAUGGACGCCAAAUUCGUCCAUGAGGGCUAUGAACAACGCCGCCAUGGUUUUGUCGGGGACCUCUCAGACACACAUGCGGAUCUUUGGCUGCAGGUGGAACAGAUGAUUGCCGAGGGUGUGGGCACUCUUGCUUCUUCUUCAUGGAUACCCUCACAUUUGGAUCCUUCGCGGUGUGAAAAUCCCUUUGAAGAUUGGGUUGCCACCAACAACGGCAAAGUGGACCUUUUGGCAGUUCGCCAAAACCUUGCACGUCCAGUUAGCUUCUGGAAUCUUGUCAUGCGACAAAACCAAUGGGAUCAACUGUGGAGAGAGCGGCUGCAUCAGCUUCGCCAAUACUACUUUGGCAUCUUCGAGCUGACGCAUGGACCCAAUGCGAAGAAUGAGAUCACAGUGAUUGAAUCAAGUGACGAUGACGAAAGUGAGAGCAGAUUGUACAGUUUUGCAGACAUUUUGGCAGGGCGUAGCACUUCGCCUAAACACCCAGCUGCGAGCCGAUAUCAAACAGGUAUUGGCCUUUUUCACGGCUUCAAGGCCAAUUCGGCGGGCAGCCGACAUGGCGAGGCGGCUGCACAGAUGAAGGUCUCCACGGAUCUGGACAUAUCAGGCGAGCCCGGGAGCAGAAAUCAGGCCGAAUUUUUCGCUGGGAUUUGA
This is a messenger RNA of Cladocopium goreaui, 8112 nucleotides long. Lineage: Eukaryota; Dinophyceae; Suessiales; Symbiodiniaceae. The record is from the annotation of a GenBank genome assembly.